GUAUUGUAAAAAUGAGCAACUUACAAAUUCCAACGAAUAGUGGAGAGCGACAAGGUUCUUUACUUGACACAAUUAAAACCUUUAACUUGGAUAAUAUACAACAUGAUAUACGUCGUAACUUUGCGCAAGUAGAUCCGAGGUUACCCAAAGAAAUAAAGAAUAUUGCACUUUUAGUUACGGAAGAAAAAAACGUAUUGACAAGUUUACAACAUGUUUCAGCGGAAAGAAAAGAAGCAAGUAAACUUCUUCAUGUGUGGGGAAAAGAUGUUGGAGACGACAUUUCCGAUAUUACUGAGAAGUUAGCUGACUUAUUUUCAAAAAUUGCAGAUGUUGAAAUCGUGAUGAUUGAAAAAGCUGGACAUUACC
Racocetra persica is the source of this 366-nucleotide messenger RNA. NCBI's taxonomy places the organism in Eukaryota, Fungi, Glomeromycota, Glomeromycetes, Diversisporales, Gigasporaceae. The record is from the annotation of a GenBank genome assembly.